Messenger RNA from Haliotis rufescens (red abalone), 1959 nucleotides. Its product is annotated as pantetheinase-like. NCBI's taxonomy places the organism in Eukaryota, Metazoa, Mollusca, Gastropoda, Lepetellida, Haliotidae. Gene Ontology annotation, molecular function: hydrolase activity, acting on carbon-nitrogen (but not peptide) bonds, in linear amides. The record is from RefSeq and is a predicted model, not a curated record. The transcript has 2 exons. Bases 147 to 1643 code for a protein of 498 amino acids.
CCACUCCUUGGUGACCCAGGAAUAGCGUCUUCCUCCACGAGACGCCGCUUUUAUGUUCUAGAAAGUAUUUGUCGUCACGCGCAUGUCAGGUAAUAGCACGAAUUUCGGAAUCGGUUAUUAGAACGUCCAUUUGACAACCUGUAGUCAUGGCUUCGACGUGGAUAUACAUCACGCUGACGAUGUUGCUGUGUGUGGAGUCGGGAGAAUCAAGGACGUUUCGAGCUGCAGUUCUUGAACAUGCACUGCACCUUCCCAACAUAACUUUAGCCGUAUCCAGGCAACAAGCACUGGCGAAUGUCGAGCCUAAUCUGGCCGAAUUCGAACGCCAAGCUGCAAUCGCUCGUUCAAAGAGUGUUGAUAUUCUGGUCACACCCGAAGAUGGAAUAUACGGCAUGCGGGUUUCAAGAAGAACAAUAACACCGCAUAUGGAAACAAUCCCAGACCCAAGGAACGUGACAUGGAACCCGUGUACCGCCCCCGCAGACAUACCCAACGUCGACGUCCAACGACGUCUGAGCUGCAUGGCCCGUAACAACUCGCUCUACCUGGUAGCCAACUACGGCGAUAUACAACCCUGCUCUGUAAAAAACGACCCCAACUGCCCUCCCGAUGGCCACUACCAAUACAACACGGACAUUGUGUUCGACCCGAACGGUACACUCAUCGCGAGGUACCGCAAACACCAUCUCUUCUUUGAAUCCCAGUUUGACAAACCAACUGAAGCAGAGAACGUCGUGUUUGAGACGCCGUUUGGCAGAUUUGGCGUCUUCACCUGCUUUGACAUUUUGUUUGAGAAGCCAGCAAUAUCUCUCAUUGAAGACCUCAGUGUGGGCAACAUCGUGUUCCCUACAGCGUGGAUCGACACCCUUCCCCUCCUGGCCGCGAUUCAAUUCCACUCAGGAUUCGCCAUGGGGAUGGGCGUGAACUUCUUGGCCGCAAACAUCCAUCGGCCCGGGCACAGGUUUCACGGCAGUGGUAUUUACACGCCAGAUGGCGCUGCGGUAUACUACUACAAUGACACCCUCGGGACUGGAGGCGGGAAACUCCUUAUUGCAGACAUCGAGGUUAACGAUAAACCUUCACGUCCUCCUGUUGAGGACCAACCCAAACCAGACUCGAAGAUGCUCAGCGCGGUUCAGUUUGAGUUUCAGUCCUACCUUUUCAAUGAUCUGUUUAACUUUGUAUCCCUCCGAGAUCCUCACGCUGACGAAAUCAAGGUCUGCCACAACGCUCUCUGUUGUCACGCUACGUACACGGCCAACCUUAAUGAAGGUGACAUGUAUGCUCUCGGCGCAUUUGAUGGUCUUCACACGCACUGGCACGAGAAGAAAUAUUACCUUCAAAUAUGUACAAUGCUUAAAUGUGCCAAUUCAUCCCAUUCAAGUUGUGGUACACCAACACUUGAUGCCAGCUCCAUCUUCUCCAACAUUGACAUCCGUGGCACAUUCAACACUACCUACAUCUUCCCGGAAGUGCUGAUGUCAGACAACGGAAGUCUCGCUUUAGCGCAGACGCAGUUGAGUUUCAAGAACGGAAGUCUCGUCACAAAGAAUCCCCUGGAUCUUCCGUUGUUGUCUGCGACUCUGUUUGGACGGAAGUACAGCUUGGACAAAGGUUUCGACGACGACAAGGCGUCUGGUUGAUGCGGUCGCGACAGCAUUCUACUUACUAUCCACCUGUCCCUGGUCUUAACACUGUUUCUCAAAUGAAGAUGACACGUGACACCUGAUUGAGGCUUCGACUCAAGAAUCUUAUCCAAAAAGUGUAUCUAGAGUAAUAACUAAUAACUGGAUUACAAUUUCAAUAUAUAAACUGUUAAUACAAAAUUGAUAUAAUCCCUGUUAAUAAGUGGAAUACUUCUAUUUGUAAUAUGUCUGCUGCGUGUCAAAAUAUUAUUUCAUGUACUCAAUCUAUGUUGCUUUCAAAUUAAAACCAGUUUCUCUGAUGCGGGUGCGUGUA